CACGCAUGCGCGCAGUACACCGAAGGCCUUGGAAAUGUCGGCUGCAGGUUAAAAACGAGAAGGAAUUUGUCUCCAGGAAUCUCAAACACGACACGCCAGUUUUGCUGUCUCUGUCCAGAUAUUUAAGAAGUGGAGCGAGAGAUUCCAUCGACCAUCCUUCCUGCUCAGACUGUGGGGUGGGAUUCACUCGGUCAUCUGACCAACUAGCAAGCCCGUCAUUUUACACAGGAGAAAGGCCGUUCACCUGCUCAGAAUGGUUUCACUCUGUUAUCUCAAUUGAAGGUACAUCAGCAAGUUCACAAUGGGCAAGGCCAUUCACCUGUUCUGUGUGUGAGAAAGGAUUCUGUCGGGCAUCCCACCCGUGGACACACCAGUCAGAUCACACUGGGCAGAGGCUGGUCAUCUGCUGAAUUUCGGGGAAGGGAUUCUCUCGGUCAUCUGACCUAAUGGCACACCAGCGUGUUCACACCAGGGGGCUGCCAUUCACCUGCUCAGUCUGCGGGAAGGGUUUCACUCAGUCAUCCCACCUACUGAGUCAUCAGCGAGUUCACACGAGGGAGAGGCCGUUCACCUGCUCAGUCUGUGGGAAGAGAUUCACUGCGUCAUCCAACCUGCUGGUACAUCAGCGAGUUCACACCGGGGAGAAGCCGUUCACCUGCUCAGUCUGUGGGAAGGGAUUCACUCAGUCAUCCAGACUACAGAGUCAUCAGCGAGUUCACACCGGGGAGAAGCCGUUCACCUGCUCAGUCUGUGGGAAGGGAUACACUGAGUCAUCCAACCUACAGAGACACCAGCGUGUUCACACCGGGGAGAAGCCGUUCAUCUGCUCGGUCUGUGGGAGGAGAUUCACUGAGUCAUCUUACCUACUGGUACACCAGCGAGAUCACACUGGGGAGAGGCCGUUCACCUGCCCAGUCUGUGGGAAGAGAUUCACUGAGUCAUCCAGACUGCAGAGUCAUCAGCGAUUUCACACCGGGGAGAAGCCGUUCACCUGUGCAGAAUGUGGGAAGAGAUUCACUGAGUCAUCCAACCUACAGAGACACCAGCGAGUUCACACUGGGGAGAGGCCAUUCACCUGCUCAGUCUGUGGGAAGGGAUUCACUCAGUCAUCCCACCUACAGAGUCACCAGCGAGUUCACACUGGGGAGAAGCCGUUCACCUGCUCGGACUGUGGGAAGAGAUUCACUCGGUCAUCCCAACUACUAGCACACCAGUCAGUUCACACUGGGGAGAAGCCAUUCACCUGCUCAGUUUGUGGGAAAGGAUUCACUGAGUCAUCCACAUUACUGAGUCAUCAGCGAGUUCACACUGGGGAGAGGCCGUUCACCUGCUCAGAAUGUGGGAAGGGAUUCACUCAGUCAUCCAACCUACUGGUCCACCAGCGAGUUCACACCGGGGAGAAGCCGUUCACCUGCUCACAGUGUGGGAAGGGAUUCACUACCUCAUCUAAACUGAAGGUGCAUCAGCGAGUUCACACUGGGGAGAAGCCGUUCACCUGCUCAGUCUGUGGGAAGGGAUUCACACUGUCAUCCUACCUACGGAGACAUCAGCGAGUUCACGCCGGGGAGAAGCCGUCCACCUGCACAGAACGUGGGACAGGAUUCACUCAGUCGCCCAACCUGCUGGUGCACCAGCGAUUUCACGCAGGAGAGAGGCCGUUCACCUGCUCACGGUGCGGCAAGGAAUUCACUUGCUCAUCUAAACUGAAGGUGCAUCAGCGAGUUCACACUGGGGAGAAGCCGUUCACCUGCUCAGUCUGUGGGAAGGGAUUCACUCAGUCAUCCCACCUUCAGAAUCAUCAGCGAGUUCACACCGGGGAGAAGCCGUUCACCUGCUCAGUCUGUGGGAAGGGAUACACUCAGUCCUCCACCCUACAGAGACAUCAGCGACUUCACACUGGGAGAAGCCGUUCACCAGCUUAGACUGUGGGAAGGGAUUCACUCAGUCAUCCUAACUACUGGCACACCAGUAAGUUCACAGUGGGGACUGGCCGUUGUUAUGAAUCCCUAGCUUUUGUUUGCUGUGGACUGUCAUUUUUAAGAGAGAGAGAGAUUAGGAAGGUGAAUCAGUCUGGCUUGCAGCUUGUUUACAUCGCUCGCAGCUUGUUUAGUUUUAACCGAGGACACAGACACUUGGAGUCAGACGGAGACAAAGGAGGAAAAAUGGAAGGAUCGAAACCAGGGAACUAGUGGCCAAGGGUCACUGUUUGGAACUUUCCACUGCCCACAAGGGUGGGUUAAUUACCGAUUCACCGUACAUCGAAUGUGUGGUUGUCACCUCGUUUGAUCCAUAGGAGUGGAUCGGAUUUGGGUCAUCCUGUGAAGACAACUGAUGUGUUAACCCUUGCCUGGCUGUGAUGUGGUAGUUCACUUGAAGACGAUAGCCUUUGUGACAAGUCACUUUUGGUGAUAAUUUGUAUGUAGAUUUGGAAUGAUGACGGACAAAAUCUACAGCGGCUGUUCUCUCGUUUUACCACCGUGGAACCUGUGCAAUUCUACAUAUUUGCCUUCUCUCGCCAUUUACCCUGGAUUAUAAAUCUCUCUCUCUCAUCGCCUAUUCUGUAGUUGAACUGAACUUUCAUACUUUACCAUCUCAAGACUCCAAGCCUUGUUUCCCCCAAGCUCAAUAGUUUGGGAGUUAUAUUUACACACAGUUAUAAACUUAACACUGUUAACUUCUGUUUAUCUUGUUUAAGUUGCAAUUUUACAAGUAGAUUCUAAUAAAGACAGAUUUAACAUCAAAA
Messenger RNA from Hypanus sabinus (Atlantic stingray), 2743 nucleotides. RefSeq names its product zinc finger protein 229-like. The transcript is spliced from 2 exons. The record is from RefSeq and is a predicted model, not a curated record. Gene Ontology annotation, molecular function: DNA-binding transcription factor activity; RNA polymerase II cis-regulatory region sequence-specific DNA binding. Gene Ontology annotation, biological process: regulation of transcription by RNA polymerase II. Lineage: Eukaryota; Metazoa; Chordata; Chondrichthyes; Myliobatiformes; Dasyatidae. The coding region runs from base 447 to 1922 and encodes 491 amino acids.